CAAAAGACCGAUAGUGAGUAAUGGGUCCAUAGGGUUCGUACGUUAGGGCUCGAUCGGUGAAAAAUGUGACACAACUUGCACGAAGAGCUGCUGCCGUGUGUUUUUAUGUACAUGGCGCAGAACUACAAAAGACGAGCCAACAUCAGAGGAACCUGUUGUGAGAGAACCACAUGAAGCGAUCAACAUCUGUCACAACAUGGAGGAAUAAAUCCCCCAUGGUCACAAUUAGUACAGGCAGGUAAACCACCUGUACAUUUAUUGAACAGAAAGUUGUUGUUAUACUUAGAAAGGCGCACGAUCAAUGCACACUCCGGCCAUGAUCAACCCGAUUAUUUACCAGCCUAAUUGCGAGGCCUAGGACCUGCUGUUAGUGUUACCAAAUGGAGUGAUUAUUCCAAAGUGGAUGAAUUUGGAACCAGCGUACCUCAAAGUUGUUUACAGAACGUACAUAUGUUUUUCCUGGCGAUGGUGUAGCACUUUCAAAUGACUCUUGAAGAAACAACCGUUUGUCCCCGGUUCAACAUAACACACAAAAGUCAUGGCACAGGGGCGCAUCCAGGGCUCACUAUCGGCCCUUGGUAUCUCCCCUUAUCGCGGAAACUCAUACGAUCUCCGCGUAGACCUCAACUAUCGCAAUCUCCAAAAGCUGCCGUCGGAUUUAUUCAGUAUCAGCGAGCUGCAGUGGCUGAACCUCAAUGUGAACAGAAUGAAAGACCUCCCUGCCGACUUGGCACGUCUCAGCAAGCUCAAGUGGCUGUACUUAGAGAACAACUCCUUCGAGAGGUGUCCAGACGUUGUCUGCCAGCUUCCCGACCUUGUCAGGCUCUACUUCAGCUGUAACUCACUGUCCUACCUCCCGGGUGAGAUCAGUAACUUGAGAAAUCUGAGGUGGUUGGAUCUCUCGGAUAACCAGUUCACUGAGUUCCCAGCGGUGCUCUGCGGUGGAUCACUGACCUUCCUUGAGAAACUAUUUCUUGACAGCAAUAAAAUCACCUACCUACCUAGCGAGAUCGCUUCUAUGAAGACGCUGAAGCUGCUGUGGCUCAACGACAACAAACUGGAGUGGCUACCACAGGCUCUAUGCGAGCUUACCGAGCUGGAGGAGCUACAGGUGAAGAACAACCCCAUGCGGAACCUUCCUAUGUUUAUAGCCAGCAAAUUAACUGCCCUCAAGGUGUUUGAAUGGGAAGGCUGUCCACUGAUCCAACAGCUAUCGGAAGCUUGUCAAAAGGGUCUUCCAGGAGUUGUUGAACACCAGUCCCAGCUUCAUAAGAAAGCUGAGCAGAAGGUUGUUGUUCAUAUCAGAGCAGAUGUUGAUGGGGGCAGCAAGCGGCCGUGCUAUCGUAUGAGGUUUAGGCCAAGGGGAGUUGCAAUGAUUAUUGAUAACUUUUGCACCUUAGAGACUGGAGAAUUCUUAAAUGGAGAGGAGUCGAGGUGUUCCUCCAGUGAUGGAAUAGAAUUUCCAAAAGUCGAAGACAGUACAGAUCGUUUACGCAGCGUCCUGAUCAAGCUAGGAUUCAACGUUCGCAUCAUGCGGGGCCUGAUGUCCCUGGACAUCAUCUCAGCUCUACGCUUCCUUAGUCUAGAGGACCACUCCUACUUCGAUUGCGUCAUCGUCUGCAUCCUCUCUCAUGGGUCCCAAGGCAAAAUCGUCGGUCCAGACGGCAUCGCCGUCGACGUUCUCCAACUGACGGACAUCUUCUCUCGUGAAAACUGCCCCACACUGGCCGACAAGCCCAAGCUGUUUUUCUUGCAGAUCCUUGAGAGCGACGCCAAGGGUGGCCGAUCUCCAAGAGGUGACGCCCCAGCAGCAGCAGCAGCAGCAGAGGUCAGGCAAGAUCACAAUGUAAGCAUGAUUCCAGAUGACUAUGACUUCCUAUUGACCUUUGCCCUGAUCCCCAGAGGGUCAAUGAGUGAAUCUCUUCGGAGUGUCUACCACCUCUACGUCGGGGUGCUCUUUAAUAUGCUGGAGACUUUUGCUAGGAAGCUCAACCUACUUGACGUGAUGACGACGGUACACGGAGAGGUCAAAAAGCGAAGGAUACGACGGGCAAACUCCAAAGAAUCCUGGCUGCAAAUCGCACCUGAGAUACAGACUACUUUGAGAUACAACCUGUACUUGAGUAUUGGGUGAAUCGCAGCAUCAUUUGUGCAAUCAGGCCUAGUCAAAUUUAAUGGCUGCAGAAGGUUAUGAGUAUUUAAGGCUAGUGUCUUAAAUAGAAACAUCCGUCGCCGGAGACUCUGUCGGAAAACUUGGGCUUGAAGAGGAUGAUUCAAAAGAGGGCGCUAGGGGGGGGGGCACAUAAUAUCCGGGUUGAUUCUUCCGCCACUGAAUGACAAAAAUCACAAGUUUCACGUUGUAGUUGCACCCACAGCCAAAGCCAAUGUGGCACAAGUAUCCAAUACCCGGAUUCAUUAACAAACUUCUACUGAAAGCGCCUUCUUUCAAUUAAUCCUCCUUCAGUCUAAUUUCACAUGGGGGGGGGGCAGAAACUCAAGGGACGGAUUUCCCUCUGACCCUAAAUGUGCCUGUGUUUUGAAUGAGAAAGUGUUCCAUCAUACAAUGGUAUAACCCUAAUAAUUGUUCUGAAGUGUGACAGGAGUUGAACUGACAGUGAUUUUACUGGAGGGGUGGCUGUGCGGUCUAGACAUGAUUCUAGUGAAUGUCACAGCCCGAGAUUCAGUCAAGGUUUUGCAACUGCAGCAUAUAGGAAGCUAUAAAAAAUGUAAAGCAAAAACAGACAGCCACAGUCUCUAAGAAAAAAUAAAAUAACUGUGUUGAAUUUGUUGGCAACAAAGCAGCCAAUCACGUGUAAUAAUUUGUAUUGAAAGUUGCAGAAAUGUUGAACUUGGUAACAGCAUCUAUUAAAAGAAAAGUAGCCUGUACAUGUGUACGUUUGGUGCAGGCCAUACCCCUAAACUGCAGUAACAACUUACUUGUUCAUCAAGAAGUGAAGCAGCUUAUGACAGUAUGAAGUAUUUUGAGAAACUUUCACUGCGAAGUAAUGUGGAAGUGGUAAACUACAAGUUUUCAUCCCCCAAAAUUUGAAUUUGAGAAACGUUACUGCCAGAAACGUAACUCGGGUUUUAUAUUCCAAUAGUGGAUAACCAAUCAUGUGCUCGGAUAUAAACGUUCCGGAUUUUUUUGCGAUAUAAACAUUACAAGGGUAAGUCCAGAUUUUGAUAAAUAUUAAGCCAAAAAGUAGACAAAUCACAAGGUGUAAUAUCCAGCAUUGUGAUCAAAAUUGGACCAACAAAUUUAAAACAUCACAAGGGUUAAGUCCAGCAUUUUGAUCAAAUUGGAUCAAAAAUCACAAGUGGGCAAGUCUAGCAUGUUAUCAAAAAUUGGGUCAAAAAGUGAAACAAUCACAAGGGGUAUGUCCAGCAUUUCGAGCAAAAUUGGGCAAAAAAAUUAAAUAAAAAAAUCACGAGGGGUAAGCCAAGCAUUUUGACCAAAAUUGGGCCGAAAAAUUAAAUUAUCCCAAGGGGUAUGUCCAGCAUAAUAUGAGACCUACCUAUGGGACACCAUGACUACAAGGUGCUAUGGCGCAUACAGCAGCAUGUAUGUCCAGUAUUUCGAUCAAAAUUGGGCCAAAAAAAUGAAAACAUCUUUAUGGAUAAGUUCAGCGUUUCGAUGAAUGGGCCCAAAAGUGAAACAAUCACAAGGGGUAAGACCAGCGUUUCGAUGAAAAUUGGGCCAAAAAGAAGAAACAUUACAAGGUGUCAGUCCAGCAUUUUGGUCAAAAUUGGGCCAAAAUAUCACAAGGGGGCAAGUCCAGGAUUUCGUUCAAAAUUGGGCCAAAAAGUGAAAAAAGUCACUGGAGGCAAGUCCAGCAUUUUAUCAUGAAGCUCGCUAGUAGUCUCUUAUGCACAGGCGACGGAGGUUAAUCUAGCAAGAGGGCGCUAUUUCAUGUAUCGGCUAUCUGCUAGACUAAAAAAGAUUAUUGCAAAGAUAGAAGACUUGAAACCAAGUCUAAGUCCGCCCUAGCCAGUCGAUGUUGCGCCCUCUACCAUUCACUACUACAACGUUAAUAUCCACAGCAACGAGGCAAGAAAUGAGCCUGGAGACGAAUAAUAAACAAGGACUGUUGAAUAAUUUUUGCUUAGUUUAGUUUUGUUUAUUGUUGAGCUAAUUUCGCCACAAUGCAUAUGCUUGAUAUAUUAAAGUUAACAGACUGAAGGUAGUUUCAUAAGUCAGCAAGAUUAGAACCCAUUGAUGGCCAAAAUGUGGCACUUUUACAACCCAUUAAGUAUAAUAAACUGACAUAUAUAUAAGGCAAUGUAGCAAAACAAAAUGGAGAAAUAAACAAAUUAUCAAGCUCCAAAAACUGGAAAUCAUCGUCUGUCACAAUACAUGCCAAACUCUCUUUGAUUGUUUCUAAAUACUUUGGUAUCGCAUUAUUAUAACCCUUUGCUUUUAACCAUUAAAACCAAAUGAAGAAAAAAAAACCACACAUGCAUAUUUUAUUCAGCUUCAUAGAGUUAUGUCACAAGGAAUGUGUCCAAUGAAUUGCCAGAUCGUCUUCGACUGUAUGUUGAAUGCAGUCAUUAAUGCAACACCUUUACUUUUUGAAGGUUUACAGAAUACAUGUAUAAAUGCUGCAUAAAUGCAUGUACUUGUAAAUUAGAAAGUUGUUCAAUUUAAAUAAAUGAUAAAUUUAACAUUGGGCCUAAAUUAACUGGAACUACCUACACAGUAACUUCGGUAACCCUGCAGAAAUUCGUUUCAUGCAAGAUAACUUUUGGUUCUUAAAAUGCAUAAGAAGACGCAAGUGUAUUUUGUGGUUUGCUACCUUGAUCUAGCCCCCCACCAGGGCUCUUCAUGUAUACCAAGUUAAGUCAACACGGGCUAGACUUGGUCCAAUCCUUCGACUUAUAAAACACACUUCGUGUUAAUGCCUUAUAAAAAGGAACAAGUUUCUUGGCAUUGGGUUGUAUUGUCCAAGUCAAAAAAAGGCUUAAAUAAUAUUAAGUACACGUUUGCAAAAAUAUAAGUGAACAAAAGAGCCUCAAAAUAGACCUCAAAGAGUAACAACAGCGUCCGAAAAAGUUGAGAAA
Molecule: messenger RNA, 5058 nt
Organism: Asterias rubens (European starfish)
Lineage: Eukaryota; Metazoa; Echinodermata; Asteroidea; Forcipulatida; Asteriidae
Product: caspase-2-like
Exons: 3
Coding region: 539-2134 (531 amino acids)
Biological process (GO): proteolysis
Molecular function (GO): cysteine-type endopeptidase activity; protein binding
Source: RefSeq, a predicted model, not a curated record